GAUACUUUUUGCUUCCUCGAAGAAGUUUUGAGACAGGAUACACGACCGAAAAUCACGCCAAAACAUCGUUUAAUAGUUGGCAAGUAUUCGCGCUGAUCCAGCAUGGCUGCUCAGACAGUGUAUCCGGUGGGAGUGGGUAUUUUCGUCUCUCCAGUGAGCAUUCCCGUGUCUGAGGACGGCCAUGGACUGACUGAUCUUCCUCGCACAGACCUGCCGGCACCUCAGCUGGUGAUGUUGGCCAACGUGGCUUUGACAUCAGAAAGCAGUGGCAAUGAUUAUGCUGCUGAGGAGAAGCAGAUGGUGGAACUGAAAACGGUCGCCUGCAACAGCUUCUCCGACAGCGAAGACGAGAGCGUAGUUCGCUACAGCUACGAUGGCCCUUCGGAAGUGUCUGGAACUCCGUACCUGGAGAGUUCCCAGGUCACAGAGGCAGAGGAGGAGAGGGGCGUCGAGCUUGGCGAAGAGGAAAGGGCACAGGAUCAGCCCAAGCCCUCAGAGGAGAGUCCAUCCAAUCCCACGCCGCUGGGAAAACGUAAACGGAACCAGGUCGUCGUCGUGGAGCCACCCAAGAAGAAGAAGAAACCCUUUCACUGUAAGCCCUGCAACUACCAAGCAGAGUGCGAAGAGGAGUUCGUGCACCACAUCCGUGUCCACAGCGCCAAGAAACUGAUCGUGGUGAAUAAAGCAGCUGAAUCUGAGGAGGAUCAAAGCAGUCACUCGGCACAGACAUCCCAGAAGGGAUCAGCAUCUGAAAGCGGGGAAGCUUUAGGUAACACCAAAGGGGUGAUUCGUUGCGAGCGCUGUGGUUACAACACCAACCGCUACGACCACUACAUGGCUCAUCUUAAACACCACAGUAAGGAGGGCGACGACCAGAGAGUGUACAAAUGCACCAUAUGCCCCUAUACUACAGUCAGCCAAUACCACUGGAAGAAACACCUGAGAAACCACUUUCCCAGCAAGCUCUUCACCUGCAACCAGUGUUGUUACUUCUCAGAUCGGAAAAACAACUACAUUCAGCAUAUUCGCACCCACACAGGUGAACGGCCUUUCCAGUGCCCAUAUUGUGAGUAUUCAAGUUCUCAGAAGACUCAUCUGACCAGACACAUGAGGACACAUUCAGGUGAGAGGCCUUUCAAAUGUGACAGCUGCAGCUACUUGGCAGCCAACCAGCACGAAGUGACACGCCAUGCCAGACAGGUCCACAAUGGGCCGAAGCCCCUAAGCUGCCCCUACUGCCAGUACAAGACAGCUGACCGCAGCAACUUUAAAAAGCAUGUUGAGCUCCACAUCAACCCACGCCAGUUCCUUUGUCCAGUGUGCAAGUACGCCGCGUCCAAGAAGUGCAACUUGCAGUACCACAUCAAAUCCAGACACCCGGACUGCUCCGAGAUCACUAUGGAUGUAUCAAAGGUGAAACUGCGUGUGAAGAAACCUGAAGCUGAUGACGGUGCUAACGCUGGAAAUGUUCGCCAGACGCUGGACGGGAUCCAAGAGGUCGUGGAAGCAGAUGAACAGCAAGAAAACACAGAUGGCUUCCAGGGCCCGAUAAAUCUCUCUAUCAAGAAAAGCAGUAACUCUAGUUCUACUUUGCCUGUGGAAUCAGAGGUAAAGGACAAGAGUCAGAAGAAAAGCGUGGAGCUUUCGGACAAAGAGAAACUUGGAAAGAAAAAGGCACAGGUUACUGAGAAAAAAGCCGAGAAAAAAGCUGUGCAGAAAAUGGAAAAGAAAGAGAAGAAUAAUAAGAAUGCCAAAGGCGGAACAGUAGUGAGGGGAGAUUACUGUGAGAAACAAACUCCAUGCGGGAAUGAGAAGCAAGAAAAUAAAAAGGAAAAAGAAAUCAAGAAAGGGAAGAAAUCCCCUAAACCGUCGGAGAGGGUUGUCAAAGACCGCCCCAAGAGAGAGAGGGCAGUGAAAGAGUAUAAAGAAAAAGAGAUUGUAACGGCAGAUCGGAAUGCUGGUGUGGAAGGCAAGUCGGAGACAGAGAGACAAGAGAAAGAGAGGGUUGAUAAAAAGCUGCAAGAAAAUGAAGAGAGACAGAAACAGGAAAGCGAGGGGUCGGAAAAGGAGAAUGCAGAGCGGCCUGAACAGACGAGUGAAGAGGCAGUAGGGGAGAGCCAGAGGCUGCCCAAGAAGACUCCAUCAAAGAGACCAUCCAAGAAGUCAGUGAAAGAGGCUAAAGCUGACACAGUCAAAGAAACACAGAGUCGGGAAGAAAUUCAGGAGCCCAAGACAAAGGUGGCGAAGAGAAAAAUGGACCCCUUGGACAAAUCAGAGAUGGAGUCCUCUGAGCAAAAGUCAGUUAAGGUGAAACGUAAGAAAGACAACGAGGACAAGUCACCUGUGAGUACUGAAGUUUCAGAAAGCAACGGUAAUACACUAGAACGCCGCAAGACCUCAAAGAACAAAGGCAAACAGAGCAGGAAGAGUCAGAGCAAAGCAGAGACAAGCCUGGCAGAAUCUGAGCUCUCCCGUGUGAAUGCUGAGAGUAGCCGAGACAAAGGAACACAUGACACCCCACAAACUGAAGUGUGUCCCAGCUCCCAACCCCAGGAGGCUCCUGAACAGCCAAAGCAGCCAGAGCCUGCCCUGGUGUCCAGCCCACCAGAGUCUGAUUCCACUGAGAAUGCCGCCAAGGGAGAAGAGCCCAAGGAUGGGGAAACUGCUUCCAGCCUAUUGGAGGAGCCCCCAGCUGAAGAGAAAACCACUGAAAACAAGCAGAACGAGGUCGCUUCUGUACCAAAAGACUCCUCGGAGACCGACAGCGGAAACGAAGAGAUACCCUCCCCGACAGACAGCGAGACCUCCCCGGGUUUCAGCCAGGAACCAGAAGGGGAGAGCCCCACGCUGGAGCUCCCACAACCGUGUCACAAGCCCGCGGACACAGAGGAGGACGAGGGCAUCCACAGCCACGAUGGAGGCAGUGACAUCAGCGACAGCGCCUCCGAGGGGAGCGAUGACUCGGGCCUCAAUGGAUUGGCAGCUGCCGCAGAAGGCGGCGAGAAACUCGCCGACCCAGAAACCCCAACAGAGGACCUUCCGUCUCCCACCAAACUCCAGAGUCACACAUGUAUCUUCUGUGACCGCACGUUCCCCUUAGAGGCCGACUACCGUCGACACCUGAACCGCCACUUGGUCAAUGUGUAUUACUUGGAAAGUGCUGUUCAUGGUGAAAAAUGAGGGAGAUGUUUUCCGU
Chanos chanos (milkfish) is the source of this 3196-nucleotide messenger RNA. RefSeq names its product RE1-silencing transcription factor (gene rest). Bases 103 to 3180 code for a protein of 1025 amino acids. The transcript is spliced from 4 exons. NCBI's taxonomy places the organism in Eukaryota, Metazoa, Chordata, Actinopteri, Gonorynchiformes, Chanidae. The record is from RefSeq and is a predicted model, not a curated record. Gene Ontology annotation, biological process: positive regulation of transcription by RNA polymerase II. Gene Ontology annotation, cellular component: nucleus.